GAAGGCUCCCGUUGCUAAGGUGACGCGGCCGCCAAGCGCGCGGAGGAGGCCGGGAAGCAGGCACGUUUCGACGCCGUCGCGAACGGGCCCUGCUUUUACGACGCCGGGGUUGCGCUUGGUGGCGGCCUGGGCCUAGUCGGGCUGGGGGAGGCGCGCCUCAAUUUUCAACGCCGCCGCCGCCGCCGCCUUAUUCCUCCUCCUCCUCCGCGGGCGGCCAUGGAGAUGCCCCCACCGCCCCCGCUGCCGCCGCCGCCUGAGGACCAGGAGCUGCGCAAUGUCAUUGACAAGCUGGCUCAGUUUGUUGCCCGGAAUGGCCCGGAGUUUGAGAAGAUGACCAUGGAAAAGCAGAAGGAGAACCCCAAGUUCUCAUUCCUCUUUGGGGGCGACUUCUACGGCUACUAUAAGUAUAAGCUGGCCCUGGAGCAGCAGCAGUUGUUAUGCAAGCAGAGCCAGGACCUUGAGGCUGCCCCGCCCAUCCAAGCGAUACCCCAGCCGCCCUUGGCCGCCGCCCCCGCUGCCCCCCUCACAACUCCUCAGGGGACACCCUCCAUGGAGGAGUUGAUCCAGCAGAGCCAGUGGAACCUCCAGCAGCAGGAGCAGCACCUCCUGGCUUUGAGACAGGAGCAAAUCACCUCAGCGAUCGCCCUGGCCGUCGAGCAGCAGAUGCAGAAGGUUCUAGAGGAAACUCAGCUGGACAUGAACGAGUUUGAUAACUUAUUGCAGCCGAUCAUCGACACCUGUACGAAGGACGCCAUCUCCGCUGGCAAAAACUGGAUGUUUAGCAACGCCAAGUCCCCCCAGCACUGUGAGCUGAUGGCCGGGCACCUGCGGAACCGCAUCACGGCGGAAGGGGCCCACUUCGAACUCCGGCUCCACUUAAUCUACCUGAUGAAUGACGUGCUCCACCACUGCCAGCGGAAGCAACAGCGGGACCUUCUGGCUGCCCUGCAGAAAGUGGUGGUACCCAUUUACUGCACCAGCUUCCUGGCCGUGGAGGAAGACAAGCAGCAGAAGAUCGCCAGGCUCCUUCAGCUGUGGGAGAAAAAUGGCUACUUUGACGAAUCCAUCAUUCAGCAGCUACAGAGCCCGGCGCUUGGACUUGGGCAGUAUCAGGCCACUCUCAUCACCGAGUAUGCCAGUGUAGUCCAACCAGUGCAAGUGGCUUUCCAGCAGCAGAUCCAGACUCUGAAAACCCAGCAUGAGGAGUUUGUGAACAGCCUCACACAACAACAACAACAGCAGCAGCAACAGCAGCAGCAACAGCAGCUUCAGAUUCCUCCUUUGGAAAGUGAGGUCAAGCCGGCUGCCCCAGCUCCUCCUCCAGCCGCCCCCGUUGCACAAGGAGAGGAGGGGAAGACUCCCCUGCCGCUCGCAGGUGCCACCGAAUACGAAGCGGCAGGCAGUGCCAGCUCUGAUUCUGCCACCCCUGGACCGCGUGGCCCUGGGCCUCACGAUCACAUGCCUCCCAAUAAACCGCCCUGGUUUGAUCAGCCACACCCGGUGGCCCCCUGGGGCCAGCAACAGCCUCCAGACCAGCCCCCCUUUCCUCACCACCAGGGACCCCCUCAUUGCCCCCCAUGGAACAGCAACCACGAAGGCAUGUGGAAUGAGCAGCGGGAGCCCGGCUGGAACAACCAGCGCGAGGCCCCCUGGAACAACCAGCCUGAUCCGUCGUGGAACAACCAGUUCGAGGCCCCCUGGAACAACCAGCACGAGCAGCCGCCGUGGGGCGCUGGGGGCCAGAGGGAACCCCCUUUCCGGAUGCAGCGCCCGCCCCACUUCCGGGGGCCCUUCCCCCCUCACCAGCAGCACCCCCAGUUCAACCAGCCCCCCCACCCCCACAACUUCAACCGCUUCCCGCCGCGCUUCAUGCAGGACGACUUCCCCCCACGGCACCCCUUCGAGCGGCCCCCGUAUCCACACCGCUUCGACUAUCCGCAGGGGGAUUUCCCCCAGGAGAUGGGGCCCCCACAUCACCACCCUGGGCACCGCAUGCCACACCCUGGGAUCAGCGAGCAUCCCCCGUGGGGAGGGCCCCAGCAUCCUGACUUUGGGCCUCCCCCCCACGGAUUUAACGGCCAGCCGCCCCACAUGCGCCGGCAGGGGCCCCCUCACGUCAACCAUGACGACCCCAGCCUGGUGCCCAACGUCCCAUAUUUUGACCUCCCGGCUGGACUCAUGGCGCCGCUCGUCAAACUGGAAGAUCACGAGUACAAGCCCUUAGACCCGAAGGAUAUCCGCCUACCUCCCCCCAUGCCCCCCAGCGAGCGGCUCCUGGCAGCAGUGGAAGCCUUUUACAGCCCACCUUCCCACGACAGACCCCGGAACAGUGAGGGCUGGGAGCAGAACGGGCUGUACGAGUUCUUCCGAGCGAAGAUGAGAGCCCGGCGGCGCAAAGGACAGGAGAAAAGGAACAGCGGCCCCUCGCCCUCCCGCAGCCGAUCCAAAAGCCGCGGCCGCUCAUCAUCCCGCUCAAACUCGAGGUCUUCGAAGUCCUCUGGCUCAUACUCGAGAUCGCGGUCCCGGUCUUGUUCUCGGUCUCGGUCCUACUCCCGGUCACCAUCCAGGAGCAGGAGCCGUUCCCGGUCCUCUCGAAGCCGGUCCCGGUCCCGGUCUCGAUCCAAAUCCUACUCGCCCGGAAGGCGCCGCCGGUCCCGAUCCCGCAGUCAAACACCUCCCUCUGCAGCCGGUUUGGGCUCCAGUUCGGGUCCUCCCGUCCCUGAAUCCCGACUCGGAGAGGAGAACAAAGGACACCAGAUGCUCGUGAAAAUGGGGUGGAGCGGAUCCGGGGGCCUGGGGGCCAAAGAGCAAGGGAUCCAGGACCCAAUCAAGGGCGGGGACAUCCGAGACAAAUGGGAUCAGUACAAGGGCGUGGGCGUGACCCUGGACGACCCCUAUGAGAACUACCGGAGGAACAAAAGCUACUCCUUCAUCGCCCGGAUGAAAGCCAGAGAUGAAAGCUAAUGAUGCUUCCAGCGGAAGGAGGCCAGCCAGACGGCCACUGAGCACGGGGCAAGUGAAUCAGGACCUGGCUGUUUAUCCUAACCCCCCCUUCCCCCCCGAGACACCUCUGGUAAUGUCAUACCUCCCUUUAGAGGGUUAAGAACUUGAAAUAUUCAGUGCUUUGUAACAAAACUAAACAAAAAAACCCCACACAAUGCAGGCCUUUUUAUAUUUUUGUAUAUACUCUUGGGGUAGCAAAAGGGAGGGCCGUAGGCAGACUCUUCCCAACACCCUCCCCUCCCGAUUCGUUACCCGCCUGCUUCCUGAAAACUCCCUUUCCCAUUAGCUGGCGGGGUGCCCCGAGCCGGUCGGCUGCCAUCUUGUCCAAGGCUCUCUGGAGGAACCCGAGGCGCCAUUUGCCUCCUCUGCUCCCUUUUGCAACCCACCUGCUUGGCGAGGUGGCGCAGCCAUUGUAAGAUGACUUCCUUUGCCCGUGGAACCCGCCCCCCCCCGUCGGUCGCCCUUCUGCCCUGCAUCCGACUCGGCCACCGCCUUGUACGUACGGUUGCUUACCAAUAAAGAGAUGUUUUUCCUA
Messenger RNA from Pogona vitticeps (central bearded dragon), 3538 nucleotides. RefSeq names its product calcium homeostasis endoplasmic reticulum protein (gene CHERP). The record is from RefSeq and is a predicted model, not a curated record. Gene Ontology annotation, molecular function: RNA binding. Lineage: Eukaryota; Metazoa; Chordata; Lepidosauria; Squamata; Agamidae. Gene Ontology annotation, cellular component: perinuclear region of cytoplasm. Gene Ontology annotation, biological process: intracellular calcium ion homeostasis; RNA processing.